Molecule: messenger RNA, 906 nt
Organism: Myotis lucifugus (little brown bat)
Lineage: Eukaryota; Metazoa; Chordata; Mammalia; Chiroptera; Vespertilionidae
Gene: CBLL2
Product: Cbl proto-oncogene like 2
Biological process (GO): regulation of cell adhesion; protein ubiquitination
Molecular function (GO): ubiquitin protein ligase activity
Source: RefSeq, a predicted model, not a curated record
AUGACUGAUGCUGAUAAUUGGUUACCAUGUGCUGAGAUUUCUGGAUCCUUGUGUGGCCUUGAUCUUUGAAGAAUUCCUUUAAAGUUCAUUUUCAAGCAGGUGACCAAAGGCAGAUUUGUGUGCCAAACUCUAAGGACUGUGAACAGGAGGUCUGCUGGUGAAGAAUUUGAAUAUGACAAAGAAGGGUCUGACUGUAAUGGAGGUGAACUGUUGAGAAAACAGAAAAUUUUUCCUGAAUGCUUUUGGGAAGACUUUAAGGUAAACAUCAUAGGUAAAAGGGAUGAUUCACUAGUUCAUUUCUGUGACAAAUUUGAUUUUCCUAUUAAAAUCUGUGGGCACAUGAUUCCUUGCAAGCAUGCUUUUUGCUAUGAGUGUGCUAACUUAUGCAAAAACAAACAAACAAACUAAAUCCCCCUGAAAAUGGAGAUGUGUCCAGGCCGUAGUGUUCCUGUGCUGCAAAUUGAGCAGCACAGUUCUAUCUUCACGUGUAGCGCUGUCCAAGGAUGCAAGAAAACAUAUUUUUCUCAAAGAGACUUAUAAGCUCAUAUCAACCAUUGCCAUAGGAAAACUGAAAAACUUGUUACUUGUGCUCCACUGGAAAAGGUUCAUCCUUGUAUUUCCUCAUCAACAGCUGAUAGCCCUGUAAUGCUGCUGGUCAAGGACCAUGUGAGUCACAUUCCACCAGAGCAGUACACCAUGCUGUCUGCACCUCCUAGGCCAGCGGUCGCCAACCUUUCAGGCCUCAUGGGCCACCAGUGGUCCUCAGACCACCGGUUGGCGAUCGCUGUCCUAGGCAAUGUGUGCCACACAAGCACAAUGGAUCAGCCACCUCCACCCAUGACUUUAUAUCCAUUAACAGUAACUUUCCCCCUGGAUAGAUUAUUGCUCAGGUGCCACCUUAUAUGA